Closterium sp. Naga37s-1 is the source of this 2571-nucleotide messenger RNA. The record is from the annotation of a GenBank genome assembly. Lineage: Eukaryota; Viridiplantae; Streptophyta; Zygnematophyceae; Desmidiales; Closteriaceae.
AUGUUCGUCAUUAAGCGUGACGGCCGCAAGGAGACGGUGCACUUCGACAAGAUUACCGCAAGACUGAAGAAGCUGAGCUAUGGGCUCAAUCCGGACUUCUGCGAUCCGGUUGUCGUUGCUCAGAAGGUCUGCAUGGGUGUGUACAAGGGCGUCACUACCUCGCAGCUUGACGAGCUCGCUGCUGAGACCGCUGCUGCAAUGACAAUCAAGGAUAUGUAUUAUCAUGUGAACAAGGAGACGGGCCAGGACUCUCCUCUGGUCAGCGAAAUGGCUUACAACAUCAUCAUGGAGAAUGCGGAUAUCCUCGACAGCGAGAUUAUUUACGACCGUGACUUCGAGUACGACUACUUCGGCUUCAAGACUCUGGAGCGAUCCUAUCUUCUUCGUGUCAAUGGCAGGGUCGUGGAGAGGCCGCAGCACAUGCUGAUGCGUGUGGCCGUGGGCAUCCAUGAGCGCGACAUCGAAGCCGCCAUUGACACGUACCACCUCAUGUCGCAGCGCUGGUUCACGCACGCCUCGCCCACGCUCUUCAACGCCGCCACGCCGCGCCCGCAGCUCAGCAGCUGCUUCCUCGUCUGCAUGAAGGACGACUCCAUCGAGGGAAUUUAUGACACUCUUAAGGAGUGCGCCGUUAUUAGCAAGUCUGCGGGUGGCGUCGGUCUUGCGAUUCACUGCAUCCGCGCCGCUAACAGCUACAUCCGCGGCACUAACGGGACGUCCAAUGGCAUUGUGCCGAUGCUGCGCGUGUUCAACAACACGGCGAGAUACGUGGAUCAGGGCGGCGGCAAGCGCAAGGGCGCGUUCGCCAUAUACCUGGAGCCGUGGCACGCCGACGUGUUCGAGUGGCUCGACCUGAGGAAGAACCACGGCAAGGAGGAGAACCGUGCGCGCGACCUGUUCUACGGGCUGUGGGUGCCGGACCUGUUCAUGCAGCGCGUGCAGGAGAACGGCCCCUGGUCGCUCUUCUGCCCCAACGAGGCCCCCGGGCUUGCUGACUGCUGGGGCGACAAGUUCGUGGAGCUCUACACCAAGUACGAGAGUGAGGGCCGAGCCCGCCGCGUGCUUCCCGCACAGAAGCUCUGGUUCGCGAUCCUGGAGGCCCAGAUCGAGACUGGCAACCCGUACAUGCUCUUCAAGGAUUCGUGCAACCGCAAGAGCAACCAGCAGCACCUGGGCACCAUCAAGUGCAGCAACCUGUGCAGCGAGAUCGUGGAGUACUGCGCGCCCGACGAGACGGCCGUCUGCAACCUCGCCUCCAUCGCGCUGCCCCGCUACGUCCGCGAGCAGGGCUUGGCGGCGGACGUGAAGCUGAUCGGCAGCCGUAACCACGCGCAGCGGUACUUCGACUUUGAGAAGCUGGGGCAGGUGACGGAGGUGAUCACGCGCAACCUCAACAAGGUGAUCGACGUCAGCUACUACCCCACCGACUCGGCGCGCCUGUCGAACGAGCGCCACCGCCCCAUCGGCAUCGGCGUCCAGGGCCUGGCUGACGUGUUCAUCCUGCUCGGCAUGCCCUUCGACUCCGCCGAGGCGAACGCGCUGAACCGCGACAUAUUCGAGACGAUCUACUUCCACGCGCUCAAGGCGUCGUGCGACCUGGCGGAGACGCACGGCAAGUACCCCACGUACGACGGCAGCCCCAUGAGCAAGGGCCUGCUGCAGCCGGACAUGUGGGACGGCGUCCAGCUCACGCAGGAGCGCCACGACUGGGCGGCGCUGCGCGCGCGGAUUGCGCGCGUGGGGCUGCGCAACUCGCUGCUGCUUGCGCCCAUGCCCACCGCGUCCACGAGCCAGAUCCUUGGGAACAACGAGUGCUUCGAGCCGUACACGUCGAAUAUCUACACCCGCCGCGUGCUCAGCGGUGAGUUCGUGGUGGUGAACAAGCAUCUGCUGAGCGACCUGACUGGCAUGGGCCUGUGGACGCCCGCGCUCAAGAACGAGCUCAUCUACCACAACGGCUCCGUUGAGGGCAUCGCCGCCAUUCCCAACCACCUCAAACCGAUCUACAAGACGGUUUGGGAGAUCAAGCAGCGUGCAGUGGUGGACCUGGCUGCGACGAGGGGCGCGUUCAUAGACCAGAGCCAGAGCCUCAACAUUCACCUGGACACGCCCAACUUCGGCAAGCUCACCUCGCUGCACUUCUACGCCUGGGUCUCAAGACGGGCAUGUACUACCUGCGAACUCGCAGUGCUGCAGACGCCAUCAAGUUCACUGUCGACGCCUCAGCAGUGCAGGUCAGCUGCUGCUGCUGCUGCUGCUGCUGCUGCUGCUGCUGCUGCUGCUGCUGCUGCUGCUGCUGCUGCUGUUGCUGCUGCUGCUGCUGCUGCCGCACUGCUAUUUCCUUCUCUCCUACAUUUAUCGGGCUUUCUCCUGCUCAUCAAUCUCAUCUAUAUCAUUUAUUUCUGCAAUUGUCUCUCUGGUCAGGGGAGCAAGGUGCAGGUGCAGGCAGCGGGGCGGGAGGAGAAGGGGAAGCUGGACGUGGUGGUAUCGUCCAAGGCAGCAUCAGUGAACCUCGCAGCCAUGGUCUGCUCUCUUGAGAACCGCGACGAAUGCCUUGCCUGCGGCAGCUGA